Dalotia coriaria is the source of this 2962-nucleotide messenger RNA. RefSeq lists its product as uncharacterized. NCBI's taxonomy places the organism in Eukaryota, Metazoa, Arthropoda, Insecta, Coleoptera, Staphylinidae. The record is from RefSeq and is a predicted model, not a curated record.
AUCGCACCUCUUCGUCAGUGCGCACCGAGAGACGGCGUCGACAAAACCGACGGCGGAAAACGCAGCACGCAUCGGUAACUGCGCCAACGCCGGAAUUCCUCCGCAUUCAGUGAGCGUAAACAGUGCACAAGUGCAACAAAUACAUCACAACCAUCACAAGGAAAUCGGGAAAUAAACAUUAUAAUAAACAAUAAAAUUACAAAGACAAUAAAAACAUUAUAAACUUGUGUGGAUUGAAUUGAAUUGCAACACUUGGAUUACGACUUUUUAAACAAUUUGGAGCACACACGAAAUAACAUUUUGUAUAUAAGUUAAAACAUGAAUAGCGCCCGUAUAUUAGUCAAAAAGAAUGGGAAAUAGUCAACCCGCAGGACACGCGAUUCCUACCGCCCAACGAGGUGUACCCGCUUUGCAUCAUCAUCUACACGAAGAAGAUCAGUGGACAACAGCGUAUGCACGGUCGCCUACGUUGAUCCCACCUCCAUCUUAUCAACAUAAAUUAGUUGUGCCUGAUCCUAAUGCCCACCAACGAUUACGACCUACCGGAAAUGGAGAGAUCCUACAGGCGGGAGGUACCAUUUCCGGGCGAAGGCAGGAAUGGCAGGGUGUUUCCAGAUCCAGUAGUAUCCCCGCAGUCCGUCAGAGACACCAGCAACAAUUGCAACAACAACAAUAUCACCAGCCGCAUCAGAGGCAGGAGUUUCAGCAGUUUAGAGAGCGGUCCGGAGGCGGAAGUGCGCACAAAACGCGGAUACCGCAUCGACACAAUCAACCUAGAGUUCUUACGCCCUCCUAUCGAAAGGACCAGGUGGAGAAGAAUGAUUUUGAAGAGUGCGCUUUGGAUGCCGGUUCGCCAAUUCGCCGCGCACGGCUGUUUAAAACCCGUGCCGAAACAAAGAAGAAAAUUUCUAGUCCUGUAAAUAAUCGUAGAUCACUAGCGGCGCCUGAUUUUAGCGCGUUAAACAAACAACAAAAAAGAUAUAAAUCAUCAGAUGCACUUUUCGAAACAGCUAAGAACGAAAAUCUGCAGAAAAUUGAAGAAAACAGUCCAAAGACUGUUAAUAGUCGACCUCCAAUGCCCCAAAUGCAAAGGACGAGAAGCUCGCCAGAAUUUCAAGCUGAGCUCAAGCAAGUCACGAGAAAGUUGGUCAGUUUAAAACGAGAAACAGAAUUACAGAAAACUAUAAAUACAGACAAUAAACUAAAAACAUUAGAUCACAAUAUCAAUAGAAAAGAUAUCAUUCGUAGUAAAUUGAAAGAGUUAAAGGAAACUAAAGAAAUUAUGAGUAUAGAAGAAAGGUCACCUGCUUCCGGAAAAGAGUCAACCCCGGAAAUGUCCCCGCCAAAAGUAAAAACUUUCUAUUUCGGAAUGGAUGGUGAUAACAAAAUCCCCAAUUCGAUUGGGUCUGACAUGACCAGUGAAUCAGACACGGAAACUUCCGGGCAUGAUAUCUCCCUUCAAUUGAGACCCAUUCUACCCAAGAAACAAUUAGAGAUUCCGAGGUUUUCGCCGUCGGCGGCUUGGAAACUACUUUCGGUUGACACUGCCAUAGAUAGCACGCUUGCUAGUGAAGAGGGUUCAGUGUAUCUUGAAGACCGCAUUGAGAAACAACCCCGCCAGCCGCCACCAUUCCGACCUAUUAACCCUGCAGCGGUGCGCGUACCUUCCACUCAUGACAAAUCAGGCGAUUCUGGAAUUUCCGGUGAUGAAACACCGGAUGCGCCAGCACCUGCACCAGUCAGUCCUAAACAACGAGGUAUGUCCUGGACACCACAACAAGACCUAGGGGAUGAUUCUAGUCUGGACGGAUCCAAUGUGGAUCUAGAUGUCAAAUUCCCCACAAGACCACAUGUCUUUAGCUUAUCCCUACCUAGAGAUAAUCAUCUCGCAUCAUACAUUACUGGUGAAAAGAAUUAUCCACCGCAGGUUUCGUAUACAAGCUUACAAAAGUUAAAACGUUCUGUCGGGGUUCUUGCGACGCUAGGAAAACCUGAAGAUGACCUAGGAGAAGAUACAGGUGAAAAUUGGUUUCUUAGUAGAUCAGCUCCAAAUUCACUGAAUAAUGGGUUUAAUUCAUUGGAGACUCGUCGGCAGUAUAAGGAUGAUUAUGAUGGUCCUAAACAAACGAGGAGAAUUAUGUAUCUACCACAAUCCACUCCCACAACUCCCGAUAGUGUUCCCAAACCUAAAGUUCUUUCAAAAUCCUAUGAGAACAUCUCCACUUUAUCGUCAAUGGCGACGGAGAAACCCAAACCACAAGACCUUCAAGAUCCACCCAAAGAAGAAGUCAGGAAGUGGACUAAGAAACCGAAAAAGUUUACAUUCCAAAGUACAGUCAGACAAAUCGAACGUAAACGACUUGCUGAUAGGUUAUCCAAGGAAGCAGAACGAAAAGAACAACAACGACUUAGAGAAUUAGAAGCUAUGCAAAGAGUAGAAGAAGAGUUUCAAAAGAAGAGAGCUAGAGAGAAGGCAAGCAUUCGCCAACAGUUAAGAUUAUACAGCAUGGAUGAAACUGCGUGGUCCAGUUUACCACCAAAUUUAGAAAUAAAUCAUGAGGUGAGACCCGAACCAGAUGGAGCCGUCUCAUCAUCGACAUCUUCCCCUACCUUCAAAAAGAACUCUGAUAUCGAACGUGAACGCGAAAAUAAAUCGCCUGGAACGCAGGGAACACAAGUACUGUCAGAGUUUCGGCAGUCACAUCGAGAAUAUAAAGAGUUCCGAAGUGGUGGUCGAUAUCUCGGUGAACACGCCGCCAUGGUGCAUCCGCGCAUUACCUGCAACAUGCCCAAGGCCACUGAUGUGUACACUUCAGAUUAUACCAGAAAUUAUCGAAAAGAUUUUGCGAUGGGGCUGCGAUCAAUGGAUUCCAACGAAAUUUCCGACGCUUUAAUGUGCUGAUCAUAUACAAUCUAAUAAAGUUUCAAAUAUUUACUUAAUAAAUUAUAUUACUUAAAUUUA